CCAGUGUUAAAUAAAGAUAUAUUUUGUCGUUGAGUGUAUGUUGUUCACAGGCGAUUGAAUUGUAGUGUGGUGAGCGGUGGUGGUGGUGAACUGGAUGUCAUUCGCGACCACGUUAAUAACUAUAUAAAGCUCAAACACAGGCCCAUUGUUAGUUACAUUUAAUUAGAGAACAUCAAACCGAUCAAUUAUAUUCGUCUCAUCUUCUCGUUUGUCGUUCAGUUCUUGUGCGAUUCGGUAAAAUGCUAAGACUUGGGCUGUUGGUGACAGCAGUCGGACUGAUAGGGCUGUGUUCAGGGGCGAGUUUGGAGAACACGUACUUACCACCGGGCGCAGGUAAUGCGGGUGGAGGACCUGGACUCAGAACGCCCUUCGGAGGCGGUGGAGGCGGAGGAGGAGGAGGAGGAGGCGGCGGAGGUCGCGGUGGUGGUGGUAGACUUGGAGGAAACGGAGGAGGUGGCGGCGGCGGCGGUGGAAACGGAGGAGGCGGAAAUGGAGGCGGUGAAGAAAUUCCAAUCAUCUCAUACGAAAACGUAAACAAUGGCGAUGGAAGCUACAAAUGGAGUUACGAAACCGGCAAUGGAAUAAAGGCACAAGAGGAAGGCGAACUGAAGAACGCUGGAGGAGAUGACGAGGCGCAAUCCGCUGUUGGAUCAUUUGAAUACACCGCCCCCGAUGGCACGGUCAUUAAAGUCGAAUAUACUGCUGAUGAAAACGGAUUCGUUCCUAAGGGAGAUCAUUUGCCAACUCCACCUCCAAUUCCCGACGAGAUUCUGAAGAGUAUAGAGGAGAACGCGGCCGCUGAAGCUGCUGGUGGCGGUAACGGAUAUCCUGGUGGAAAUGGAGGAGGCAAUGGAGGUGGUAAUGGAGGUGGUAAUGGAGGUGGUAAUGGAGGCGGCAAUGGAGGUGGUAAUGGACGUGGAAACGGAGGAGGUGGCGGAGGCGGAGGCAACGGAUACAGAUAUUAGAUAUAUAGGACGACAGCUGGAUAAAAACAAAGAAGACUCUCCAUGAUCUAUAGCUAAGCACUAUCUUCAUCUCGUUUUUGAUUUUAUUUAUUUUAUCAUAAGUUACCUGACAUACAGAAUUUUCACUGUAUGUGAUAAUCUUUAGUCAUAUAUUUUAAAUAACUUUUAGUACGAUGUUUUGUUUGUUAAGUUAGUUGACGACUGUGCUAUGAACUGGUUUACUGAAUCCAUUGUGAUUAUCUAUUUAUUUGUCUUGUCGAGAUUUUGAUAAGGCAACGUUGUCAAUUUUUUAUAUGUAUUCUUUGAUACGUAUAAAAUGUA
This is a messenger RNA of Aethina tumida (small hive beetle), 1286 nucleotides long. Its product is annotated as pupal cuticle protein 20-like. The record is from RefSeq and is a predicted model, not a curated record. Lineage: Eukaryota; Metazoa; Arthropoda; Insecta; Coleoptera; Nitidulidae. The coding region runs from base 240 to 965 and encodes 241 amino acids. The transcript is spliced from 7 exons. Gene Ontology annotation, molecular function: structural constituent of chitin-based larval cuticle. Gene Ontology annotation, cellular component: chitin-based extracellular matrix.